AUGGGAUCGAAUUACAUUAUCAAGAAUGCGACAGUCUUGUCGAUUGACCCUGCGAUUGGCAACGUCGACAACUGUGAUGUGACGAUCGAGGACGGCCUCAUAACUGGGGUUGGACGUAGUCUGAAGCACACCGAUCACAAGGUUAUCGAUGGCACCAAUAGCAUUGUCUCACCUGGUUUUAUCGAUACUCAUCGGCAUACCUGGCAACAUCAGCUAAGGACCAUUGCCUCUGAUUAUGUGUUGUCGGAUUAUAUCCUCGCUUUAAGGCAUAUCUAUGGCGCCUCCUAUACCCCACACGAUGCCUAUCUCGGCAAUCUCGCUGGGGCACUCGAAUCAAUCAACAAUGGCAUCACGUACUUGAUCGACCAUUCACACAUUCAAAAUUCUCCCGAUCAUGCAGAUGCCGCGGUAAAGGGUUUGCAGGACGCCAAAAUUCGGGCGGUCUUCUGUUAUUGUAUGUACGCAAAUCCAGCCUGGGAAGGCUCUCACGUCAAUAAGGAGCGUGAAAAGAAUACGCCAGAUUGGAGGCGUGACGAUGCUCGGCGAAUCAAGGAGACGCAUUUUGCGAGCAACAAGCCUGAAGACGUCUUACGGUUUGGAUUUGCCCUGUCUGAACCUGAUAUCACGCCAAUUGAUCAGCUCGUCGACGAGAUCGGAUAUGCUAGGGGUAUCGGUGCUGCCGUCAUCACGGGACAUAUUAGUUUUGGCAAAUGGGACCCGGGCAAGCGCAUCACUAAACAGUUGGCUGAGAGAGGUGUACUUGGUCGCGAUAUUGUGCUCAGCCACGGAAACUCUCUGACAGAUGGGGAACUGGAUUAUGUAGCCAAAUUCGGCUCCGGAAUUUCCACCACCCCAGAUACAGAGUUGCAGAUGGGCAUGAGUCACCCAGUCGCCUUCAAGGCAAAGGACAAGGGAGCCAUUGCUUCAUUGGGCGUUGACGUCUGCUGCAGCAGCCCUGCAGACAUGUUUGCGCAGAUGCGAUUGCUGAUCCAGGCUCAAAGACAUCUCGAACACGAAAAGGGCGCCGGACCCCCAUUGAAGAUGUCGCGCUACUGUUCCGAGGUUCUGGAAAUGGCUACGAUGGGAGGUGCCCGCGCUGUGGGACUGGAGAAUGUCAUUGGCAGCAUUACUCCUGGUAAGCGUGCAGAUAUCUUGAUAACUAGGUGCGACUCGAUCAGGCUGGUUCCCGUACACGACCCUGUCGGCGCACUCGUUCUCUACGCCAAUGGAUCGGACAUCGACACGGUCUUCGUCAACGGGAAAAUCGUGAAAUCGGAGGGCAAGUUUCCACACAUUGACUGGCCAAAACUCCGAGACGAACUGAGGGCGUCGACAGCUGCCAUCCUGGAGACGUCGAAGAAGGCUCCAAUGGAAGAGCUCGAGGCUGCUCGCAAAUGGAUGGUGGAGGUGCUGGCAGGCACGAGGAAACAGCAACGGGAUAGCAAGGGCAACAUCACGAAUAUUUCAGAAUAG
Messenger RNA from Exophiala aquamarina CBS 119918, 1473 nucleotides. RefSeq lists its product as uncharacterized. NCBI's taxonomy places the organism in Eukaryota, Fungi, Ascomycota, Eurotiomycetes, Chaetothyriales, Herpotrichiellaceae. The record is from RefSeq and is a predicted model, not a curated record. Gene Ontology annotation, molecular function: hydrolase activity, acting on carbon-nitrogen (but not peptide) bonds. Bases 1 to 1473 code for a protein of 490 amino acids. The transcript has a single exon.